UUGACAGCACCUAUUGUGAUUGGACUCAUCGCUACCUCGGCAGUGCCAGUGUCAAAGCAGGCAUGGAGAGCACUAAUGGUUUUGCGAUUCGCAGGGUUAAGUAUAACACCCCGGUGGCUGGAAGUGACAGUCCCGGCCACAAAGAACAAAAUAGCGGGAAUGAUCGGAAGCCCAAAGCCCGUGGGUUGUCAUCGGGAACCGCCAUCUCUGCAGUGCUGUUGUUGUAUGUGCUGGCGAUUCGGGGACUGGUUCACUUCUCACUGCGGCAGCUACUCACCCCCGGGACACUCACCACGCGGUUUAACGCGACCACUGCCAGGGAAUACUUGGAGCAUAUUGCAGGUAUUGACUCCAGGACGGUGGGGAGCCCUGCAAAUGAAAUCCUUGCAGUGAAUUAUCUUUUAGAAAAAAUCAAAGCGAUCAAGGAGAAUUCCAACCCAGCUCACAGAUUAACUAUAGAUAUACAAAGACCAACAGGAUCGUUCAGUAUUGACUUCCUGGGAGGGUUUACCAGCUACUAUGAUAACAUCACCAACAUUGCUGUCAAGCUGGAACCCGCGCAUGGAGCGGAACAUGCAGUGCUCUCUAACUGCCACUUUGACUCUGUAGCUAAUACUCCAGGUGCCAGUGACGAUGCAGUUAGCUGUGCAGUGAUGCUUGAAAUCCUGGGCGCUCUGUCAGAAUUAUCCAGUCCUUUAACACACGCUAUUAUAUUCUUAUUCAAUGGUGCUGAAGAAAAUAUCCUCCAGGGAAGUCAUGGAUUCAUUACACAGCAUCCUUGGGCCAAGAUGGUUAGAGCUUUUAUAAACUUGGAGGCUGCAGGAGUCGGUGGGAAGGAGUUGGUGUUUCAGACGGGCCCAGAAAAUCCCUGGCUAGUACAGGCCUAUGCUUCUGCUGCAGUUCAUCCGUGUGCUUCUGUUGUUGGCCAGGAAAUUUUCCAAAGUGGAAUUAUUCCUUCAGAUACAGACUUUCGCAUAUAUAGAGAUUUUGGCAAUAUUCCAGGAAUAGACUUGGCUUUCAUAGAGAAUGGCUACAUCUACCACACAAAGUAUGAUACAGCAGACAGAAUCCCUUCCGACUCCAUCCAGAGAGCAGGUGACAAUAUUCUGUCCGUCCUGAAAUAUUUAGCUACCUCACACCUGCUUGCAGACUCUUCAGAAUUCCGCCAUGGGAACAUGGUCUUCUUUGAUGUUUGUGGUCUGUUUGUGUUGUCCUACCCUGCUCGUGUUGGUACAAUUAUCAAUUACAUUAUUGCAACGCUUGCUGCCUUUGUGCUCUGGAAAAAGAUCACCAAACACAGGCGAGGGGGCACAAACUAUGCCAAGGACCUCCUAUUUGGUGUUCUCAUUACCCUGAUGAGCUGGAUCUCUGCUUUAGUGACAGUCCUUAUUAUUGCUGUUUUGGUAUCUCUCACUGGAAACGCUCUCUCCUGGUAUACACAUUUCUAUGUCUCUAUCAGUCUUUAUGGAACUGCAGCUUUAGCAAAGCUAAUACUUGUACAUACCAUGGCAAGGAAUUUCUUCUUCUCAAACACAAGCAGCCAGUAUUUAGUGGACUUGUUUUUCGAUGUUGCCAUUCUAACUUGGUGCAUUCCUUUGGCUCUUUUUACAAAUAGCGGUCUAUGCUCUGCCUAUUUCUUUGCAUUAUGGGUUAUUUUCCCAUUGCUCACAAAAUUAUUCAUUCAACAAGAGUUUAUACAGCAAGGUUUAUCAUACAGAUUCAUUGUCUUGUACUUGUUGGGGCUAUUCAUCCCUUAUCUGCACACUAUGUACCACAUUUGGGCGGUUUUUGAGAUGUUUACGCCUAUCCUUGGUCGCAGUGGAACAGAAAUUCCCCCUGAUGUUGUGUUGGCUUCCCUUAUUGCUGCAUGUACAAUAAUUAUGACCUCCUACUUUAUCAGCUUUAUCUAUAUUUCUAGAAGCACCAAACAAAUAUUGAUAAGUUUGGCUCUUAUAUCUUUUGUCACAUUCUGUCUUGUCUGCACUGGACUAUUUUUUCCAUAUAGCUCAAGGAUUGAAAGUCCCAAACCCAAGAGGAUCUUCCUGCAGCACACAGCUCGGACCUUCCAUAACCUAAAUGGAGAUGUUGUCAAAAGAGAUUCUGGAAUAUGGAUUAAUGGCUUUGAUUACACAGGAUUAUCCCACAUCACCACUCAUAUGCCUGAAUUAAAUGAUUCUGUACGCGCUCCAUGUGAUGAUGCCCCAUUCUGUGGAUUUCCGUGGUAUUUCCCUGUGCAUUUUUUAAUCAGAAAAAACUGGUAUCUCCCUGCUCCUCCGGCUCCUCUGUCAGAACACACUAAGUUUACACUUUUGUCCAGGGAAGACAUGGCUUGGGACUCUACCAGACUGACUUUUGAAGUGAAAGGACCAAGUCACAUGACAUUUUAUGUGCGCCCACAUAAAGGAACUGUGCUGUCCAGUUGGUCCCUGGGAGAUGGAAUCCCAGUAGAAAGUAAUGGAGGGGACUAUUUUGUAUAUUAUUCCCAUGGACUACAAUCCCCAUCUUGGCAGUUCUGGAUUGAAGUGAAGGGCUCAAGUGAAGACACUGAUGGGCAGGUCACAGUUGCAAUUGCCUCACACUUUUUCUUUGGAGAAAACAAACAUUCCCCUGAACUUGAUUCACUACAGAUGAAAUUCCCAGAGUGGAGUUUUCCAUCUAGCUGGGUGUGCACCUAUGAUCUCUAUGUCUACUAAUAAUGUCUUACUUGAAUAAGUUUAGGGUUGCACAUUCAUGACAAUGUGGAUAGAUUUUACUAUCAAAUCAAUGCUGGGAAUGUCAGGAAAAAAUAAAUUACAAAACCAUGAAAAAUAACUUUACAGGCAAUAAGCAAUAAUCUGCUAUGUGUUAGGUCAUCGGGACCUUUAUGGUCUGGCGUUGAGAGUACAUGCAGUCAUCUGCACUGUAAUUAGAGACAUUUAAACUAGUUUGUAUAUGGGCCUAAUAAAUAUCAACAGUACCCUUUACAUGGUUAAAGAUCUGCAAAGUGUGAAUGUUUUAAAAGUAUAAAAAGAUACACCCCUUGGAAAAUCUUGAAUAUCCAUUACUACUCUUAUUUACUGUAACCAAUCAGAAGUGAUAUGUAAAUGAGCUUCUGCACCGCUCCAACCAGAGCCUGUGAAUCUCUGUAGCCUUGCAAUAAAUACUGAAGAACUCAGGCAAAAUGUAACAUAUUUAAGUGUUGACAUAUGCACUAUAGAACACAAAAUAAAAUAAAUAAUGAAUGUAUUUUACAUUUUUACUAUGCUUAAAGGGACAUUGUACUGUAAAAUUGGAUUCCCCUUAAUGUAUUUCCAAUGACUUGUUGCAUGCUGCAGAAUAGAAAAUGUAUGGGACAUCACUCAUUUAGAUUUAUUUUUGUAUAUGAAAUAGCUGUUUGCUGAUUGAAGCCUCAAUCUAUUGUGCUCAAGAACAUGCCCAUAUAAAUGGACUGAGCCUGCAGAAAUAGAGGACCACUUAAUCUUAUCUAUCUCUCUAUAGAUUAAGGCCUCUUUAUCUUGGCUCUCUAUAUACAAAAUGGACAAUACUUAGAAAGAACUAUAGAAAGGGAAAACAUUGUUACCUAUUUAUUCCACCCCUACCUGGAACCUGUUUACAUAGUUUUUCUAUGGAGAAUAUUAAAGUAUUUAUUUUCAGUAUAAGUAGUGGUUUCUGCUGGCAAAAUAGGCUAUUUUAAAUGACAAUACACAAGUUGAGGAUCUGUUAUACUGUAAACAGUUUGAUACAGACCAGUGUGUAAAACAGAUUACUAGAAACAUGUACAGUGCAAUGUCCCUUUAAACACUUUUAUAAACCUUUAUGAGUAAGGAAAGCAAUAUUUAUCUCAGAUUACGUUUUAAUCUUGCAUAGUAUUUAUUUCACUGGUGCCUCAAGCUAUUCGCAUCUUUGCAAUGUUUUGUUUUAUAUUUUUUGUCAGUUUUAAAGAGCUUGUGUCCUGAGCGCAAGUUCUCUUUGCUCUCAGUUUAAAAAAAAAAAUCUGAUUUCUGUUUAAAUUAUUAAGACAGAUACUUGAAAUUGUAGAACUAACCAAUCAUAAAUGUUAUUUUUCUUGUAAAUUGUGCAAAGCAUUGGUGUUAGACCUUCCAGUUAUAAGUUUGGAGAGCGUUGCGCCACAGAGAUAAUGUAAUGUACUGAAUUUAGCAUGUACAGAAUUAAUUGGUUUAAUUAACUUUAUGAAGCCUCAAUUAAAAAUACUCUGAGUUUUUGUUUUUUAACUAUGAAGAGUGAGAGGUUAAUGAAAUGCUGUAGCUGUACUUUUUUAUUUGCUUAUGCUGCCUUUAUCAUAUUAUGCUUUAACCAUCUGUGCUAAGGCAUAUUUAGUAGUAAUGAAUGUGACCUUCUUUAUUUUUGUUUAAAACUCUUAAAACAGUCUUUGAAAUAAUUUUGAUAAUUUUGUUAAAAUAAUUUGUAAAAUCUCAUCAUUUUCUGGACCAAUCUCGUUACUGUAAACUAUAAGAUCAUGUUGUUUGAUAAAAUGUUCUUGAACUAUG
Messenger RNA from Bombina bombina (fire-bellied toad), 4487 nucleotides. RefSeq names its product endoplasmic reticulum metallopeptidase 1 (gene ERMP1). The record is from RefSeq and is a predicted model, not a curated record. Lineage: Eukaryota; Metazoa; Chordata; Amphibia; Anura; Bombinatoridae. Bases 63 to 2693 code for a protein of 876 amino acids. Gene Ontology annotation, molecular function: metalloexopeptidase activity. The transcript is spliced from 15 exons. Gene Ontology annotation, biological process: proteolysis.